Molecule: messenger RNA, 1686 nt
Organism: Ambispora leptoticha
Lineage: Eukaryota; Fungi; Glomeromycota; Glomeromycetes; Archaeosporales; Ambisporaceae
Source: the annotation of a GenBank genome assembly
AUGACUAUAGAUUAUUUUACUACAGCCAUAAGGGCUCCCGAUGCUGGUUAUAACGCCUUGCUUAUCCAGAUGAAUAACCUCAGUUUUUUCCCGACCUUCAACUUAAUACCUAGCAGACGCUUGCGCAGGGGUUGUGCUUUUCAUAUUGAUAUGAAAACAUCCGCAGAAUACAAGCGAAUCCUCGUCCGUAGUUCAAAUGCUCACCACGAGUACGGAUUACGGCUAAACCAGGUUUUGCAAAAAGCGCCAGAUUCUAAGAAGUUAUUAAAUCUGAGAAGAAAAUGGGAUAAUGACGAAUAUAAGGAUGAUUGGGCAUGUUAUAAAGAUUCGCUAGAAGAUAGAAAAGCCAAUCGGAAAGUAAAAAAACGAAAACGUGAAGCCCAUAUUUCUUUUCAUGAGCAAUUAGACGACGGACUAGAUAGUAAAUCGAGACAGACCGGGAACACAACCAGCGACAAUGAUCGUGAACUCGUUAAUAAUGAUGAUACUUCUUUUACACAAACUGAAACCACAACCACUGAUAACUAUGAUGAUAGCAAAAAGUUCGUGUCUGAGCUAGCACCGCAGAUUGAAAUCGUGUUGGGAGACUUUAUAAGUAACGAAGAGAGGUCGAAUGAUGAAUUAGAUGCGUACGUUAAUGAAACCAUCCGGGAUGGAAAUAAAUGGAUUGUGUGCGACACCGAUGUACGUGACCUCUUGGUAAAAUGGAAACAGGCGAAACCGCGACCACGUACUGAUCUGGCUUUUUAUGAUAUCAUCGACAUCACUCCGGGUUCAAAUAGUGAUUUUGUUCAAUCACUACCAGAUGAUGCAGUGCAAGAUAUGAAACAGUCAAAAACGUUUCCCACGCCGAAUGUGGAUAAUGUGGAUGAAAUGAAAAACUAUAUUAUUGAUUUUAUUAAGACAAAUGAAUUCCGUAAUUUCGUGGACGAGAGUUAUUUGAAAACACGAGCCAAUAAUAAAACAAAAUUCGUAUGGGACUAUCUGAACAUUCUCGUCGAGUCGUUUGAACGAGACAACGACCUCACAGAUUACAAUUUGUCCGAAUUUGGAUAUCGCGAAAUAUUUUUUACCCCUUUGAUCCGUAGUCUUUUUCGUGGCACACACCGGGAGAUGAAUAUUUAUUUCGGUGAGAAAUAUUUGUUUGCUUCAACAGAAGACCGUAAUUUUGGCCGCAAAAUCGAUAUUAUAUGGUCUAUGAAGCUAACCGAUCUGGAAUUCUCUAUUGGAGAAAUCAGUGGCCCACCGAACCAACUCGAUCAUUCACAUUUCUUUAACGAUAAGAUUAAAAUUGCGAAAAUGUUAAAAGUUAUUAUAAAUAGGAUUGUGAAGAAGUAUGGUGGAACGGGCAUGGAUUUGAGUUUAGUAAAGUUGUAUGGCCUACAUGUGUAUUAUAAUGAAGUAAUUGUGUACGAGAUGUCGAUUCCGUUUCGCGGAUUGUACAUUUUUUGUGAAGUUAUGCGAUCGAAUGAAGUUGAGAUUGGUUUGAUAUUACAAUCUGUGUCGGUGUUCCUUAAAUUCAAGGAAUUGCUUGAAAAAAGUUUGGCCGACCUGAGAAAAUAUAUUCAGGAUGCGUGUACCCGUACACCCGAUAAUAAUGAAAAUGCACACCUGUUCAUUACACUAACUGAUUUGACGCCCGAAAAAAACAAAGUACAACCAGUAGACGGAAAAAAAAGAAAGUGA